Molecule: messenger RNA, 1202 nt
Organism: Perca flavescens (yellow perch)
Lineage: Eukaryota; Metazoa; Chordata; Actinopteri; Perciformes; Percidae
Gene: fam221a
Product: family with sequence similarity 221 member A
Exons: 6
Coding region: 349-1098 (249 amino acids)
Source: RefSeq, a predicted model, not a curated record
AUACUGCUUCUCUUUCGAUUCAACACCAGUGAGGGGAAAUUAAAUAGCUAACCUUAACUGUAUAGGAUAACCCAGCCUAAAGAAAGCAGAUAUAUAUAAUAUAUAAGCAUAUUGUUGGGAAGAGUGAAGCUUAAAGAAAAAAAUCAAACGGCGUAUUGAAAGCAUUGAAAGGGAAUGGCAGAGACUAUGGGAAAUGAGACCAACGCUGGCAGUUCGGUUUGUGGCCGUUAGAUGGACGUCUACCAACAUUUCCAUGGCAACUACUGUGGUAAACAGUAACGUUAGCUAGCUAGCUAGUUGUUUUCAUAGCUGUGGAAGACAAAAAGCCCACAGCCUCCAGUUUUGGCAAUGGAGACAAUAUGUCUCGAUAAAUCAGCUUUACAAGCAGUGGAUGACUACUGGGAGUACAGAAGGAUUGUGGGUGAUGAUGAUGGAGGAAAACUGUUCACUCCAGAGGAAUAUGAGGAGUACAAGAGGAAGGUUCUCCCUCAACGAGUGAAAAACAGGCUGUAUGUCAGCUUUGGGGUUGCAGGAGGUAUCGACUGCAAACUCAUUGGUCCUGAGACACAGUGCUUCUGUACACACAGAUAUAAGCAACAUAAGACCGACUUUGAAGUGGUUCCCUCUGAACGACCCCUGGCCCUACCAUGCCAGGUCAGAGGAUGUCAUUGUUCUGCCUACCAGUAUGUUCCCCGGAUGGGGCCAACCCCUGUCCGCUGUGGGUGUAAACACUAUCCUCAGGAUCACAGUGAAGCUACUGGCAACUUGUGCAAAAAGUGCAGGUCCUGUUCUGGAUUCAAGAGUCCCUACAUCUGUGGGUGUGGCCAGCCUAGCUCUGCCCAUCAGACCCUAGUUGAGACAAAACUAGAGAGGGAGGCACGUGGUAGGCCCAUAGGCAGGGAUGUCCCUUAUGCUGCCAUGGGCGGGCUCACAGGUUUCAGCUCCUUGUUGGAUGGUUACCUCGCUUUGGAAGACAGCAGCUCAGAUCAAGACAGAGAAGAUGGCUGCCAGCAGAGAUGCUCCGCAUCAAGCAUCAAAGAAACGUCUACUAAAGCACCUAGCUCUAUUCAUUGUAAGAGAGCGACCAAAAAACAGUGAAAUGCAACCAUCUUCUCAGAGUCCAACUGUCAAACCAUCCAUUAAAUAAAUACUGGACAACAUUUACAAUAUCUAAUAAAUCAUACAUAUCUUCUGAUCUGUCA